This is a messenger RNA of Vicia villosa (hairy vetch), 699 nucleotides long. RefSeq lists its product as uncharacterized. The transcript has 2 exons. Gene Ontology annotation, molecular function: DNA-binding transcription factor activity, RNA polymerase II-specific. Lineage: Eukaryota; Viridiplantae; Streptophyta; Magnoliopsida; Fabales; Fabaceae. The record is from RefSeq and is a predicted model, not a curated record. The coding region runs from base 1 to 699 and encodes 232 amino acids.
AUGGCAGAUGAAUUUUUAUAUCUUUGCGGUCCUGAAUCGGCAGCUUUAGCUUCUUCUACGGAUUCUUGUAGUGAUCUUACACAGUACUUCGUGACAGAUAUGAUUUUUGAAUCACGAGAUAAGGUUCGAGAAUGGUUACAUGCUAUUGGAAGAACUCAUGGUGUUGUUGUUGUUAUAAUCCGACCCGAUUAUGCUAAUGAAAUGCGAGGGAGGAAGGAUAAAUUGAUUAUGGACUGUGACCGAGGAGGAGAUUACAAAAAGAAAAAUGUAGCUGCGGCCCCUUCUGAUGGCAAUUAUACUAUAAGGCUUAACUGUCUAUUUAGGCUGAGAUCUGCUCUGAGUGGUAUUGGUUGGAAGGUGGUGGUUAGAUGUAGGAUGCAUAAUCAUAGACUAGAUAAGGAUAUGUUAGGUCAUGCCAUGUUGGGGCGUCUAAAGGAUGAUGAAAGAAAGGUUGUGAAUGACAUGACGAAGUACAAUAUGGCACCAAGGUACAUCGCGUCUGCUUUGAAAGACAAAGAUCCAGAAAAUCUCACGAGUAUUACCCAGAUUUACAAAGCUAGAGCAACAUACAGACUGUGCAAGAGAGGUGCACUAACAGAAAUGGAAAUGUUACUGAGCCUUAUUCAUCAAGAUAAAUACAUGUGUUGGUCUAGAAAUAAGGAGGAUUCAGAUAUUGUGGCUGAUAUCUUCUGGUGUUGA